Mytilus trossulus (common blue mussel) is the source of this 2880-nucleotide messenger RNA. Its product is annotated as cysteine and histidine-rich domain-containing protein 1-like. NCBI's taxonomy places the organism in Eukaryota, Metazoa, Mollusca, Bivalvia, Mytilida, Mytilidae. The transcript is spliced from 9 exons. Bases 76 to 1050 code for a protein of 324 amino acids. The record is from RefSeq and is a predicted model, not a curated record.
UUGACACCGGAAGCCGCAUGUUAGUGAUUUCCCGUUUGAAUUUUCUGGAAAAAACUGCUCUCCAAGCCCACUAAAAUGAGCCUACUGCAGUGUUAUAACAAGGGGUGUGGACAAAAAUUUAAGCAAGAAAUUAACGAAGAAGGAUGUUGUACAUACCAUCCAGGGGUACCUGUGUUUCAUGAUGCUUUGAAAGGAUGGUCAUGCUGUGAAAAGAGAAGCACUGAUUUCACACAGUUUCUUAAUUUUCCUGGUUGUACAACAGGUCAACAUAGCAAUGAAAAGCCAAAAGAGCCAGAAAAACCAGAGAAAAUUGAAAACGAAGAACUUUUAAAAGAAAAAGUGAUAGAAGUCCGACAACCACAACCUAAAACAAGAUCAGCUGAUGAACGACCUUCACAGUAUGACCCUAUGCAAAGGUUAAAGGUUACAGUUGGUGCAUCACUUAAACAGGCUUUGGAAAAACAGAUGAAAGAGCUAGAAAUAUCAAAAGCUUCAGAUGAUACUACAACCACAGAAAGCGGUAUAAAGAUCGGGGAAAGUUGUAAACAUAAUUCUUGUAAAGCAUGUUAUCAGGGAGAACAAAGUAAUGAAGAAACCUGUACAUUUCAUCCUGGUGUGCCAAUAUUUCAUGAAGGGUUGAAAUACUGGUCAUGUUGUAGGAAAAAAACAACAGAAUUUGAUAAUUUUCUGGACCAAGUUGGCUGCGAGACAGGAAAACAUGUAUGGGUGAAACAAGAGGUGCCUGGUGAAAAAAAAUCCUGUAGAUUUGACUGGCAUCAAACUGGACCAUAUAUAACAUUAUCUGUAUUCUCUAAAGUAGCAGAUCCUGAUAAAACUGUGAUAGAGGCUAAUAAAAUUAUGGUUAAUAUAAAUAUAGUAUUUGAAGGAGGAAAAAGUCUGUUUGAGAAAAAUGUACAUCUUCGAGAGGAAAUUAUUCCAGAAGAAAGUAAUGUAAAGAUGUUGGGCACAAAAGUAGAAAUAAAUCUAAAGAAAGCAGAGCCAUUUAGCUGGGCAGAUUUAGAAUAUAAACCUCCUGUAGAGAAAUCUUGACACAAGAAUGACUAGUUAUAUAUAAUAAAUCAGUUAUAAUAUAGAAAAUGUGUUUUAUGAUUGUGCAAUAGUUGAAACAAUCAUCAAUUUAAGAAACAUUUUUUUAUGACACAUUUAAAAUUUUUUGUUUGACAUACCCCUUGUCUUUGGAAUUGCAGUAAAAGAAAAUAUCACCAUUAUUAAUUCCAAUAAAGCACUAAUUUUCAAUUCAAAACAUAGAUUCAGGACAUCAUGAAAAAAUAUGACGUCAUCAAACCACAAAUUUGUAUGAUGUCAUGUCAGACUUGUAAUCUGCAUGACAUCAUGUCAAAACCCAUUCUAUAUGAUGUCAUGACACAUAAAAACAAUAUGUGUAUAUAAUAUGUCUGUUUCAAUUUCACACACCAUAUCAACCCUAAACGAAUAUCAUCCCUUGAACAGAGCUCUUGGGAAUGUAUUGGUGUCUUUGGUUGAUAUGGAUGUGAUAUUGAAAAAGCCAUAUGGUAUUCUCUAUUGAUUGAAUGCCAUAGAAAUUGAUAAAAUAUUACAUCAUCUUCAAGUAUUUUUGCAUUAUUGUUUUAUAGUGUAAAAUAGUUUAUAUCUUAAAUAUGUUAUUGUUUUCUUCUUUACAUGCUCAGUAUGAGUUAUAAUCAUAAUGUUUGAAAUCGAUUGGUUUAUUAUUGAUAUAAUGCAUAUUCAUAUAGGCAUGUUUUGUUUGUUCUCUGUCAUAUUUUGAAGAUAUCAUAAUGUGAGAGUUGAAUUUAAUUGCUUUGCUCAGAAAAUAUCUACCUUGCUUUUAGCUUCAAUUUUGUCAAUGGCUACUAAGCCAUAUACAGCAUGCAUAGUUACUGAUUAUAUCCUAUUUCACCAAAAUGUCAAUGUUUAAUGACACAAUAUUAUGAAAGAAGUAAAAGUUACUCAUAAUAACACAUAGCUAGUUUUUUUGGUUUAUCCUGUGUACAUAGCAUUACUAUUAAAAAAGCUUUAUCAAAUUUCAUGGUGAUCAUUUGUAUCAACUUUUCAGACUUCCAUAGUAAGAUAUCUUCUCUGAUAAAACUAAUUCUAGAGGGCAAUACAUAUUUACAAUUUACCUUCAAAGAAUUUUAAGAGGCAAUACUUUGAUAUAUGUUUCCUUUGGAUUUGUUUUAUAUUUAUUGUGUGUAAUUAUAAAACAUUAAUAAUUGAUUCCUUUGGUGUUUUAUGUUCUUUUAAAUUGACAAGUUGUUUUACAUUACUAAUAUUUGGGGCCCUUUAUAGCUUGCUGUUUGGUGUGAGCCAAGGCUCCGUGUUGAAGGCCGUACCUUGACCUAUAAUGGUUUACUUUUAUAAAUUGUUAUUUGGAUGGCGAGUUGUCUCAUCGGCACUCAUACCACAUCUUCCUAUAUCUUAAGUAAAUUGUUUUAUUAUACUUAUUUAUACCUUUUUAGAUUGUUAAUACAAUUGAUGAUUUUGAGGCUUUCAUGUCAAUACUUUACUAUUGAAUAUGUAUCUUAAAUUAGUAAUUACAGAAUGGAAAUCAUCUGACACAUGAUGGUCACUGAUUUAGAAAUAGUCAAUCUACCACUUUUUAAAUAGAAGGAAAAAAGACUUAAAAUGCAACACUGUUUUUAUUAGAAAUAUUAAACAUUCAGCAUACCAUAGGAAUAAAAGUAUUAUGAGAGUUGCAUUUCAACCACAUUGUGAGCUUACUAAUGUAAUAUUUUGUAAGUCAAUGCAUUGUUAUUCCAUAUUAAUUACACAUUUUCUACAAGAAUAUUGGUGAUGUAUUUAUUUAAGAAAAUAAACAUUUACUGUAUUGAAAUCUUUAUGAUAUGCAUCCCAUACGAUAUGAAUAAAGAAAUAUGAGUGAAA